UGCGGGUCACCCCUCCCUUGAUCAAUCCGAUACGUCAGAUGUGCAGGCCUGGAUGUUCAUAAAUUGACGACCCCCGCUAAAAGUCGACUUUGCAGAGCUCAAACACGACUCCAAACUUCUGCGAAGAAUACCUGGGCAAGGACGGGUACCAAUACCAUGGCGUAUCUACCCCUAUCUCCGCUCGACCAUCUCUCCUACUCAUUCGUCCUCUCCGCACUCCUCGUAUUCCUCUUCCUCUCCGGUCUCCUUCUGGUAACUUACCGACUCUUCUUCCAUCCUUUGGCGCAAAUCCCAGGCCCUAGGUUGGCUGCUGCAACCCAAUUAUACGAAUUCUACUACGACGUGAUCUGUAAGGGUCAGUAUAUGAACCAGUUUGAAGGAUUUCACGAGAAGUACGGUCCGGUCGUUAGGAUUAGUCCCAAUGAACUUCACUGCAAUGAUCCAGCGUUUAUCGAUCAGAUUUAUGCUGGUAGUGCCGGUGGGAAGAAGAGGGAUAAGAGCGUGUUUUACCUUAAUGGGACGCAGGUGCAUGGUUCCUGCUUCGGCUCCGUAACACACGACCUUCACCGUCUCCGCCGCCAAACCCUCAACCCCUUCUUCUCUAAAGCCUCUGUCACCCGCCUCGAACCCAUGAUCCGCGAAUUCGUCGACAAGAUCUACGCCCACGUGGAAUCCUAUGCUGGCACCAACGAACCGUGCAAUGUGUCGCAUGCAUUCGUGUGCAUGACCACUGACCUCAUCAGUCAGUAUGCAUUUGGCUGGAACAGGAAUUACACCGGCACCCGAUCGUUUAAACCAAAUUUGACAGCUGCGAUGGUUGCCGGUGAAGGCACGAUUAAGCUUUUCCAGCAUGUGCCCUUCUUGUUACCGCUGUUUGAGUCAAGUCCCGAGUGGGUCGCGAAGUUGGCGGCGCCCGGGUCGGAGGAGUAUCUGCAUUAUCAGCGAGAGGUUUAUGGGACCGUGGAUGAUGUGUUUGAAGGCAAAAUCGACGUUAGGAAUACGGAAAAGCAGAAAACAAUUUUUGGGGAGAUUCUAGAUGCAGAUUUACCACGGGAGGAGAAGUCGAGGCAGAGAUUGAAGGGGAGUGCGAGGGAGGUUAUUGGUGCGGGUACGGUGACGACGGCGAAUGCUCUCGCGUACGCGGUAUACUAUAUCAUCGCAACUCCCGGUGUUAUAGACAAACUCUACGCCGAAAUCAUCAACGCAUUCCCGAAUGCAACUGAGAUCCCAUCAUGCAAAAAUCUCGAGAACUUACCAUAUCUGAUAACAGUCCUCCACGAAACCCUCCGAUUCUCAUGUGGUAUUUGUACCCGCCUUCCUCGCCUUGCUCAUGAACCUCUAUUCUAUUCUGGUACCUUCAAAGGCAAACACUACGACAUCACGAUCCCGCCCAACACGGCGAUUGGAAUGUCAGCGCAGCUGGUCCACUCUAAUCCAGAUAUAUUCCCAGAGCCGGAGAAGUUUCGGCCUGAGAGAUGGUUAGAUGAGAAGGGCAAGAGGCAUAAGGAGCUUGAUGGGUAUCUCCUAGCUUUUUCGAAGGGGACCAGACAGUGUUUGGGAAUUAAUCUUGCGUGGGGAGAGAUGCAUAUGGCACUUGCAACCUUUGUCCAGAGGUUCGGAAAACGGGUGGAGCUGUUUGAGACGGGACCUGAGGAGGUGGUGUAUACCUGUAUGUCUACCCAUAUGGUUGUGACGAGUGGUUCUGAUUGUAUAUCUUGGCUGACUUAUUUAGAUGACCUGUUUGAGCCGGGGCGGGAGACUUACAAUGGUGUGCAGAUUCUGGUGCAUUAG
This is a messenger RNA of Lindgomyces ingoldianus, 1791 nucleotides long. Its product is annotated as cytochrome P450. The transcript is spliced from 5 exons. Gene Ontology annotation, molecular function: monooxygenase activity; iron ion binding; heme binding. NCBI's taxonomy places the organism in Eukaryota, Fungi, Ascomycota, Dothideomycetes, Pleosporales, Lindgomycetaceae. The record is from RefSeq and is a predicted model, not a curated record. The coding region runs from base 157 to 1791 and encodes 544 amino acids.